Neoarius graeffei (lesser salmon catfish) is the source of this 3387-nucleotide messenger RNA. RefSeq names its product fem-1 homolog b (gene fem1b). The transcript has 2 exons. The coding region runs from base 588 to 2471 and encodes 627 amino acids. Lineage: Eukaryota; Metazoa; Chordata; Actinopteri; Siluriformes; Ariidae. The record is from RefSeq and is a predicted model, not a curated record. Gene Ontology annotation, molecular function: protein binding.
UGGUCCUAGUUUACGAUUUUGUGCUAACUCCGGAAACUGCUAGCUUAGCUUUUUGGCUGUUUAAUAAAUAUGUUAAGCGUAUACGUGUUGUAUUUGCGGGUUUGUUUAUUUUAUCGCGAAAAGUUCUGAACGUAAUUGGAUGCUGUUAACAGGUUAAUACUGAGAGGAUUUGGGUUGAGUUAGUUGUAGACAGCUGGCUAACGAUCAGAAGUCGCUGGGUGUUGUGAUGGUUAGCGUUAGCUGUUAGCUAGCUCAGUUAUCACACGGCGUUUAAACGGAGGAAACCGAGGUACCUGAUGGAUAUUUUUAUCGUAUUUUAUGUUUUAACCAGCUUGGCUUGAGAGUGUUGAGUGUAGCGAGUGUAAUAUUGCCUGGGUUGUUGAUUUAGUUAACGUGAAUUCGUCACUAUAUUUAUUUAAUGUGUUGGUUUAUUCAGAGUGGAGCACAGCUAUGGAUCCAGUCGAGCACAUGCGGAUGUUUCCCAUGAGCCUGUGAGCUCAGACUGACUUUUUAAUGGGAUUCGAGCCGCGUCUCUGCCAGAUUUGUGGGCGAUAUUCGCGCAGACGGAAGAAGAACCGGCGGCCCGAAUGGAGUCAUUGGCAGGCUACGUUUAUAAAGCGGCCAGUGAAGGCAGAGUCCUGACCCUCGCUGCUCUUUUACUCAACCAUUCUGCCUCUGAGACCCGGUACCUGUUAGACUAUACGACACAGUUGGCUGGCCAACGCUCAACUCCUCUCAUCAUAGCAGCAAGAAACGGCCAUGACAAAGUGGUCCGUCUGCUUCUGGACCACUACCGAGUGGACACUGAGCAGACCGGGACAGUCAGGUUUGACGGGUACGUCAUCGACGGAGCCACGGCUCUUUGGUGCGCAGCGGGUGCAGGACACUUUGAGGUCGUGCGGCUUCUCGUGUCUCACAAUGCCAACGUGAACCACACCACCCUGACCAACUCGACCCCUCUCAGGGCAGCCUGCUUCGAUGGACGGCUGGACAUUGUGCACUACCUGGUGGAGCAUAACGCUGACAUCAGCAUCGCCAACAAGUACGACAAUACCUGUCUGAUGAUAGCUGCUUAUAAGGGACACACAGACGUGGUGCGCUUCUUACUAGAGCAGAGCGCCAACCCAAAUGCCAAAGCCCACUGUGGUGCCACGGCACUGCACUUCGCCGCCGAAGCUGGCCAUCUGGAAAUUGUGAAGGAACUGGUGCGAUGUCAGGCAGCGAUGGUGGUGAACGGCCACGGCAUGACACCACUCAAAGUGGCGGCAGAAAGCUGCAAGGCAGACGUUGUUGAGCUGCUUCUCUCCCACGCUGACUGCGACCCUCAUAGCCGUAUCGAAGCUUUAGAGCUGCUUGGAGCUUCGUUUGCUAACGACCGUGAGAAUUACGACAUCCUCAAGACAUACCAUUACUUGUAUCUGGCCAUGCUGGAGCGCUACCGAGACCCUGAGAGGAUCAUCGCCAAAGAGCUCCCGCCGCCCGUGGAAGCUUACGGUGGUCGGAUGGAGUGUAGGACCCCGCAGGAUCUGGAGGCGAUCAGGCAGGACCGUGACGCACUGCACAUGGAAGGUCUGAUGGUUCGUGAGCGCAUUCUGGGAACGGACAAUGUAGAUGUUUCCCAUCCCAUCAUAUACCGUGGUGCCGUCUACGCUGACAACAUGGAGUUUGAGCAGUGCAUUAAGCUGUGGCUACAUGCCUUGCACCUGCGCCAACGAAGCAACCGGAACACACACAAGGACCUCUUGCGUUUUGCACAAGUUUUUUCACAGAUGGUGCACCUGAAGGAGCCAGUUCAGGCACCUGACGUUGAGCAGGUGUUGUGCUGCAGUGUUUUGGAGAUCCGGCGCAGCAUGGCGCGAUUGGAAACCGCUUCUGAGGCUGAGCGUCCAGUCUGCACCGACAACUACGAGUCAAACAUUUUUACAUUUCUCUACCUGGUGUGCAUCUCUACCAAGACGCAGUGCGAUGACGAGGACCGUGCACGCAUCAACAAGCAGAUUUAUGACCUAAUCCGGCUCGACCCGCGCACCCGAGAAGGCUCGUCGCUGCUCCACCUGGCCGCCAGCUCCAGCACUCCAGUGGAUGAUUUCCACACAAAUGAUGUGUGCAGCUUCCCCAACGCGCAAGUCACCAAAAUACUACUGGACUGUGGGGCACAAGUGAACUGCGUUGAUAAUGAAGGAAACAGCCCUUUGCACCUCAUAGUGCAGUACAAUCGGCCCAUCAGUGACUUCCUUACCCUGCAUGCCAUCAUCAUUAGUCUGGUGGAAGCCGGAGCUCACACUGACAUGACCAACAAGCAGAAGAAGACCCCGUUGGAGAAGAGCACCACAGGAGUCUCGGAGAUCCUCCUGAAAACGCAGAUGAAAAUGAGUCUAAAGUGCCUGGCUGCUCGGGCUGUCCGACAGCAUCACAUCCUCUACCGAGAUCAGAUUCCUAAAAGCCUGGAGGAGUUUGUUGAGUUUCACUAAUCGAGAUAUUUCUUUCAGUUUCUAAAAUUUUUAUUAGCUGAUCUGAUGGUGCUGGGAAUUCUUGAUUUUUUUUUUUUUUAAACACUUUUCCCCUUUGUUAAAAGUGCUAGUCCCAUGGAGCUGAAAAUGGCUUUUACAUUCUUAUGUAUCUGAUGGACAAAUUUGUCUGGACUGAGGCAAGAUUUUUCCUGAAUUCCUCCUCCUCCUCCUCCUCCUCCUCCAAAAAAAAAAAGAUUACACAUGACAUACUCACGCAAUGCACAUUUUCUAGGCUGGUAAUCGUUUACACUCACUUCAUACAAAGUAAUUGGAUGUGAAAAAUGGUCUUGAAAUAAUCCAUCAGUGCUUUUUGGGAUAAGAAACUGAACUGAACAAUCCCCUGAGAGAACAGCUUUUUACUGACUGCACUUUGCUGAAGAAGAUUUAGUUUUGUUUUAUUAACAUAUUUUAUUAAAAAUUAUUUAAAUCAUUAUCAGAAGAUCUAUUUUCUAAGGAAUCUUUAGCAGAGGAAUGAUGUACUAAAAUCUAAACCUUCUUUACCAGGCUGGAUACACACUUUUUAUAAAUAAAUACACUAAGCCAUGCCUGUGACAGGUUUUUUGUUUUAAAUUUUAUUUCUUUGAUUCUUCAACUUUUCCCAUUACGCCACUGUAAAGUCAUUUGAAUCUACAUGGCCUUGUGCUGCUGUGCCUUUUGUGGCCUUAUUCUGGAUGGUGCUCGGAUCUUUCUAUUAAAGUCUGAGAAAGCAACAGCACGUUACAUGUGGCUCUCUGUGCCAGGAAGAGGCAAGUCUGCAGACCUGACUUCUUUGUUGUCUGUCUUUGAGAACUGGUGAUUGUUAUGAGGUUGUACUUUUAUUUUUAAUCUCAUGAACCAAUAUUAAGCCAACAUUAAAUGUAUUGCCAUCUCUGCUUUA